Molecule: messenger RNA, 489 nt
Organism: Suillus plorans
Lineage: Eukaryota; Fungi; Basidiomycota; Agaricomycetes; Boletales; Suillaceae
Exons: 3
Coding region: 1-489 (162 amino acids)
Source: RefSeq, a predicted model, not a curated record
AUGGAUAUCUAUGCACUACAGGACAGGUGCAGCAAGACCAUCACUGCCAUCAAGGCACCUACAUCUGCAUCAGCUCGAGUUCCAUCAUCAACCUCUGGAGUUUCUCAUUCGGCACUUGAUGUGCCCAUGGCAAUGGCUAUUCAGGAUGGUGCAGCUCGAAUUGCAAUUCUCGAGGCUCGUGUCGUGGAGCAGGAUGGUAAGAUUGACACCCUGCAAUGCCUCCAUGAAGGUCUUCAACGAGAAAUCAUCCUCCGGCACCCAUCAUUUCCACUUCCGGAUCCCCCUACCAAUGCAACAUCCUUGUUGCUUCAUCAACCAGUCCCCCCUUCCAUGUCACCCCCCGAAUCAGCACUUCCUCCUCUCAUUGAUCUGUCGAUGGCAGGGAUGGAGCUCACCCUCCCAAAACUUGAGGAUCCUCCUGCCAUCAAGGGUCUCAUGUUCGAGCACAGCCAAGUUGAACCCAAGGGUCCACAGAUGUCCAUAGAAUAA